This is a messenger RNA of Neomonachus schauinslandi (Hawaiian monk seal), 204 nucleotides long. Its product is annotated as copper transport protein ATOX1-like. Gene Ontology annotation, cellular component: cytosol. The transcript has a single exon. Gene Ontology annotation, molecular function: copper chaperone activity. Gene Ontology annotation, biological process: copper ion transport. Lineage: Eukaryota; Metazoa; Chordata; Mammalia; Carnivora; Phocidae. The record is from RefSeq and is a predicted model, not a curated record. The coding region runs from base 1 to 204 and encodes 67 amino acids.
AUGCUGAAGCAUGAGUUCUCUGUGGACAUGACCUGGGAAGGCUGCUCUAAAGCUGUGAGUAGAGUGCUCAACAAGCUGGGGAGAACUGAGUUUGACCUUGACCUGCCCAUCAACUCCAUCAACUCUGAGCACAGUACAAACACUCUGCUGGAGACCCUGGGGAAAACAGAAAAGGCUCAUUCUUACCUGGGCCCCAAGAAAUGA